Messenger RNA from Strongylocentrotus purpuratus (purple sea urchin), 2574 nucleotides. It is a transcript of the gene cdc26, whose product is annotated as anaphase-promoting complex subunit CDC26. Lineage: Eukaryota; Metazoa; Echinodermata; Echinoidea; Camarodonta; Strongylocentrotidae. Gene Ontology annotation, biological process: anaphase-promoting complex-dependent catabolic process; regulation of mitotic cell cycle; protein K11-linked ubiquitination. The transcript has a single exon. Bases 375 to 680 code for a protein of 101 amino acids. Gene Ontology annotation, cellular component: anaphase-promoting complex. The record is from RefSeq and is a predicted model, not a curated record.
CCCUCCUGGAUUUUUUUUCUCAACUUUUUCCCUUUUGGCUACAAAAGUUUGAGAAGAAGCAAUGCUCGAACAGGGUGAAAAAUACCUGCGGGAAGGUAACUCAUAAAAGGUGAUUUACAUCUUAACAAGUCUCUCCUUUCCCUGGUUGCAUCAUUUUUGUCGCGUAUUGUGCGCAAUGUCGUAACAAGAUGUUGCCACUUAUUGAAGAAGAACAACCCAUUAACGACACCUUACGUAUGAUUUUCUACAAAGUCUAGUCGAUUCAUUCAGUUCUUGUGCAAGUAAACGCGCGAAUUUUCAGUUGAGUGAAACAAACUUAGAAACUGAAUUAAUUGUGACUCUUCCGCAGCCUACAAUAAAUAUAAACUGCAAACAUGAUCAAACGAGGACCCACACGUAUAGUGUUGAAGUUGGAAGAUCUUGAGGAGUUCGAUAAUAUAAAGAAGGAGCUAGAACAGAAACGGAUAGCUGAACAAGUUGUGGGCUUGAACACUUCGGAGAAGAACGGACAAGCAGGCACAUCCAACGGGGCAGCGGCCCACCAAGAAACUGUAGUUCCCGCUGGUGAGGUUGUGGACACGAAAACCCGAGAUGAGAGAAUUCGCGCACGGAUUGGGUUUGAUCCCAGACCUGUUCCAUCCACUUCAAGUCGGAUUGGAGAAUUUAGAGGUGGCGAAUGACCAUUUGUUGAGACUCUUUUCUCUGAAGACCUGUCCAUGUAACCAAAAACUGCAGAGUAGUACUUCAAUGUCCAGAGCUUGCACAAGGAUCAUGAGGAUGCGGAGCUGAGUUGCGGACCUGAUCAUGCCGAUGACAUUGCCAGGCUCAUGGCAUGGCUCAUCAUACUUGCACUUGACUUGUACAUGUAAGUUUGCAUGGUCAAAUACUUUCCCAACGAUAUUGAGACAGUUAUGCUACCUGAAUCCUGGACAAACAUGAAGUUAUUCACGAUGUACAGAGGCAAUAUCUCAAACUCUGCAGAGUUUCAGAGACUUAAGUAUUAUUCAAACUUGUUUCCGUAAUUUCCAUCAUCAUGAUGCCUUGAUGGUUUACUUCUCAAACUAGUCAGCGGUCAUCAGAGGAGGAUUGUGUUAACUUGGAAAACAAGGAAGGAAGUUCUUGUGUCUUGUGAUGCUUGUACAAAAAGACUGAGGAACAGUGGCUUAUCCAUCAUUUAUACAUCUACAUCUCUUCCAAUCAGUGAUGGCUGGUAUAAUUCACUCUUCAUCUUCUCGAAUCCCACUAUCAUCAUCAUCUUAUUCUCCCUCUGCUAAUUCGGAGAUCAGCGAUCCCAUGGGCCGUAAAGACAUAUAACUAAACAUGAUCAACGUAAGAACUACAGGAUUUGCAUGAUUAUUUUGAUCUACAUGUACAAGAACAUCUCAAGACAGAGGCAGAGUGACUACUCUUAAAUCAUUUGAAAGAAAAGGCAUGAUACAUUUUCCCAUUCUCAUUGGUAAGAUGGAUUCAGCUGUUUUCAGCAUGUUCAAUUUUUUAAUGGGAGAAUUCAACAAAUGUUUCCUGUUGGAAUCUUGUGAUGGGACAUGCCUGGGAGAGAAAAAAUUUACAUCAAUGUCAUUUUGUUCAACUGUUAACAUAAAAACAGUGAUGCUCCACACUUUAUAUUUAAAAGCAUCAGAUCUACUCUGUUAUGAAUUGGCAUCAUGAGUUGUGAAAAGAUGCUGAGUAUAAACAUAAAGAAGGGAGCGAGUGUAAUUUACCAUCCAUAGUUUUCAUAAGCUUGUUUCAUAUUGAAUAUCUUUGGAUAAAAAAUUAAAAUAUUUAAAAAAAUUAUAUUGGGUGCUUAAACUCCAAAGUGAUGUCAUAUACUUUUCAUCAGAUAUUUGUAGUAAGACAUUUGAAACUUUGAAUUAAUGGAUGCUCUCGAUUGUUUUUUGAGUUGCAAGCAGUGAUCACAUGAAAACACGUAUCUAUAACAUUCACAAAACCAAGACAUACCAUAGUACAGCAGUGAUUGUUUUUGUCUUUCUCCUGAUUUCUUUGUACAUGUAUGCCUAAUGACAAAGUCUACCACUAUUUCUACCUUAUUAUUCAAGUGUGAAUAUCAAAUGUUACAUACAAAACAACAUUUGAGAUACAUUACGUUUAAUCUUUGUUUUACAGUGAUGGCUCUCAAAACUUGCUUGUAUGUACAUGUAUUUGUUUCAAUCAGUUCUAGACCACUUUCAAUAUUUGUUUCACAUGUUGAGAAAUAUGUUACCAUGCAAUUUUAUUUCAACUAAACAUGUGGUAUGAAAAAAGGUCAAUGUAGAGUAUACAACAUGUACUAGUAUGAUUCAUAUUCUUUUUAAUGCAUAUUUUCAGGGACUGAAAGUGUCUUUGUGGAAAAUGUGUUUAAUAAUCUGAUCAUUAUCCUGAGAGACCUUCGUUUAAUAUGUAUUAUAAGUAUUAAGUCUUUGUGAAGUACAUGUAUUUUUUUAAAAUUUGUAUAGGUUGUUAGUCUGAUAACCACAUGCACAUGAUUAUGCACAUCUUCAGCUCUAUUAUGACUAUGAAACAGUAAAUUGUGAAGAAGAAAGACAGUUGAUAUUAAAUGUGUACAUUUUCUUGAAA